Penaeus indicus is the source of this 2626-nucleotide messenger RNA. RefSeq lists its product as uncharacterized. The record is from RefSeq and is a predicted model, not a curated record. The coding region runs from base 1077 to 2474 and encodes 465 amino acids. The transcript is spliced from 3 exons. Lineage: Eukaryota; Metazoa; Arthropoda; Malacostraca; Decapoda; Penaeidae.
CCAUUCACUCACCAAUUCCUUUACCCAGCUUUGACAACUAAUCACUAACUUAACCACCCUCUACUAACAUUUACUAUAGUGCUACAUGACCUUAGAUGUCUAGCACAUUUAUUUUGCUUUUAACCAUUAACCAUUAACCAUUUCCAACACACCAAUAUCACAACAAUGCCAUUCCUCGGAUCCUCCAUCUCCUGACAUCCCUCCUGAUACUUCACCACCUCCUCCCUUUCAUCCCUUAUCCCACUCCUAACCCCUUCUCCUCCGACACGCAUUGUUACGGUUAUCACUCGUUAAUUAACCCAUAGUAGCUCUUCUACAUUGGAAUAUUUGUGGUUUCACAGACCUGACCUUCGUUUCUUCUUGUAACACCUCCAUUAUCUGCCUCCAAGAGACUUUUCUUACACAUACUCCUAUACCAAUUCCCAUUUUGCUUUCCUCACACUCCCUUUAUGUCUCGUCUAUACUUAUCCAUCAGAAAAUACCUUAUUUUAUGCCUCCCUUUCAGAUCUCUGUCCCUUGCACAGUUAUUCGCAUCUUUCUUAGUCGCUGGAUUACAAUUAUUUAAGUUUACUUCUCCCCUUCCCACCCUAUUGACUUUGUUGCCUUUGAAGUUUUUUUCACCCCAAGUCCAACCACCUUUCCUCUAAGCUGGUGAUUUUCACUGCCACCACACUCUUUGCAAUGAUUCCACCACUACCUCCUGUGACCGAUCCCUAGAACGCUUCCUCUUUACAACUGACCUUAUAAUUCUUAAUUCAGAUCGCCCCACACACUUUGACAUGUGAGCGCAAUCGUUUUCACGCCGCCUGUCUUUGUCGUAUAAUCCGGAACAACAAAACAACUAACUGGCAAAAUUGUUUCCUCAAUUACAUCUACAACUAUUUCAGCAGUGUGGCGUUGGAACCAAAAACUGUCGGCCAAACAUCCCCGCAUCCAGCCUUCAUAUUCAAGAUACUCUCAUCUCUGAUCCUUUGCCAGUCACUAAUGAACUGAUGACUAUUUAAGUCAGACGACGCAAAAGUCGAAAAAGAAAGAAGAGAAAGUAUCCUCAUCAGAACUAGCCGUGCGUGGUCAAGAUGAAGGCGCCCUCGGGAGGCAAGAGGAUCACGAAGGGCUGGCUGGAGUUCAUGCUGGCGGAGCACGAGAGCAGGGAGCGGCCCGGCACCCGAGUCUCCGUCGCGGACUUCGCCGUCAGGCAAGGAAUUCCUCCCGGGGAAGGGUUUAAUUCCGACCUGGUGCUCGUGGACGUCACGGCAGAGCUCUCGAACGGGCCAGGCGAGGCGCAGGAGAAAACGUACCAUCUUGCCGCCAAGUUCCUUCACGCCGACCCCUUCGCCGCUGAAAUCAACAGGAGGUUCCAGAGCCACAUCAAGGAGCUCCGCAUGUACGCAGAGGUGGUGCACGAGCUCAACGCCUUCCUGGCUGCCAGAGUUCCAGAAGAGUCCCCGAUUUGCAUCCCGAAUAUGAUUUAUGGAAAGGAGAAUGGGAGCGAGUAUGUGCUGGUGAUGGAGAACAUCAAGGCCGCUGGCUACAUGACCAAUGAUAAGAGAAAAGGCCUUGAUGUCAAACAUGUCAUGAGGUCUGUUGAGGAAAUUGCAAAGGUCCAUGCUGUGUCUUACGCCUACAACAAAGCUCACAACUUCCUCGAAAAGUUUCCCUGUUAUCAGUUCAAAGCAGAGUACCUUAAUGUUAUCCCAGCAUUUCUGAAAUUCAGCUUGAAGAAUUGCGUUGCUUGUCUGAAUACAGUGAAAGGUAAGGAAGAACUUGCCAAGAAAGUCGAGAACGCAUAUCCCAUUUUGUCCAAGAAAUUCUACGCUCUGCACGACUAUUUCGGGAACGCGUGCUUAUGUCAUGGAGAUUUCUGGAACUGCAACAUUAUGUUCAAAUACCAACAGCAUGACGAUGACCAAGAACAGACCCUUGAGGGAAUAAAACUCAUUGACUGGGGGAACUCUUCAUGGCAUAAUCCCAUGAUCGACCUCCAGUACCUGCUCCAUACCUCAACCACGCUAGAACUAAGGAAAACCCACAUCGAUGACAUCCUGCAAAAGUAUCACACCGUCUUCACGUCCCUCACCACCAAGCUCGGAGCGCCCUUGCCCCACUACAGCUAUAGUGCCUUCCGGGAAGACUGGGACCGCACAGCCAUCUACGGGUUUAUCUUGGGUAACAUAACCAUCCAGGGAACUCUCAGCACAACGUAUUCUGGGAAUAAACCUCAAGGACCCUCCGUCCUCGACCACGGCGCCCUCACACCCAUCCGACUCGUAGUGAACAGCAUCAAGACCGGCAUGGCGAAGCUCAUUGGACCGAUCAUUUUGGGGCCAAAUGGAGCCAAGUACAUGGGGAUGUUUGUGGGCAGCAUGCUGAAACCCAUACAGAGGGAAAUUUUAUCUGGAACAAAUGAAAUUUUGAAUGCUAGGCUGCUUGAUGCCCUGUGUGAGGCAGAUGAGAAAGGUCUCUUUGACGAGUAAUGGAUAUUGCGAAGAAAGCACUUAAAAAUGUACAAAUUCUUGACUGCAGAAAACAUUGGGAGAAUGAAGCCAUUUGAUUUUCGUUAAGUUACCACAGGGUGUGAUAUGAUAUAGAGAUAAAAUAUACUAUCAAAAUAAAAGUAUUGUUACAA